Molecule: messenger RNA, 1398 nt
Organism: Rhizoctonia solani
Lineage: Eukaryota; Fungi; Basidiomycota; Agaricomycetes; Cantharellales; Ceratobasidiaceae
Product: intradiol ring-cleavage dioxygenase
Exons: 8
Coding region: 1-1398 (465 amino acids)
Molecular function (GO): ferric iron binding; oxidoreductase activity, acting on single donors with incorporation of molecular oxygen, incorporation of two atoms of oxygen
Source: RefSeq, a predicted model, not a curated record
AUGUUGCCCAAAACCUUGAGCGUCGUUGCCCUCGGCCUUACCGCCGUUGCAGGCAUUGUUUCUGCCCACCCUGGAGAGGCUCACUCGCUACCUCGCGCCGAGCUCGGCCGCCGCCAACUUGAAGCUAACAAGCGUCAUUUGCAGGCCCGCAACUGCGCGUCCCAGAUUGCUGAGUUCAAUGCCAAACGCAAGGCCAAGCGUGCACUAGCUAAGCGUAGCAAUGAGCCUGCGUCGCUCAACGGCCGUCACUUCCGCCGUCAGGGCCAGUACGGUCAAGGUCAACCUGGUCAUGGCCAGGGCUGGGGAUACCUCGGCGGCCCUGGAGGUCACGGAAAUGGACAUGGACAGCCUAGUGGGCAAGGUCCUUCAAGCUUUACUCGUAGCGCUUCCAGUGCCCCUAGUAGCAUCGCAACUUCCGCUGAUGCCACAAUCACUGCUACCGCGAGUGAGUCGACGGUGAUUGCGACCGGCAUUUCAACCAGCACAGAUGUCGCAACUUCGACGGCUAGUGCCAACAGCCCCACUUACUCGACCAUCCAGAACUCCACCUGCGUGACUGCACCAGAGGUCACCGAGGGGCCAUACUACGUGAACAACGAGUACCUUCGCCAGGAUAUCAGCGAAGACCAAGACGGCGUGCCGCUUGUGCUCGAUAUUGGAGUGAUCGACGUGACCACCUGCCAGCCGCUUGACCAAGCACUAGUAGAGAUCUGGCACUGCAAUGCUACCGGUCAAUACUCGGGCUUCACCAGCGCACAAUUGGAUCUUCCGAGUGGUGGGAAUGGCACCGCGCCUGGUGGUAACAGCACUGCACCAGUCAACGGAACAGCACCUACUGGUACUGAGUCAGCAGGCGCAGCACCGACUGGCGGAGCUGGAGGCGGAGGAAUGGGCUCGACCAGCAUGACUGAUCAACUUACUUUCCUGCGCGGCGGAUGGGCUACUAACUCGGAGGGCAUGGUCGAGUUCAAGAGCAUAUACCCUGGAUACUACACCGGACGUACUGUGCAUAUCCACACGAUGGUCCAGACUAACUACUCAGUUGCUACUAACGGCUCAAUCAUUAGCCACGCUGGUAGCUUGCACCAUAUUGGUCAGCUCUUCUUCGAAGACGAUCUCAACAACAAGAUUGUUACCCAGGGAGCAUAUGCGAACACGACACAGAGCCGCACUUAUAACACUGAGGACAACAUUCUGGAUAGCGAGAACGCAGACGGGUACAAUGCCAUUGCUAGCACGGAGCUACUCGGAGAGACCGAGACCGAUGGUAUUUUGGCAUAUAUCACUAUUGGCGUUGAUCCCACAUUUGUUGGCUCGAUUACCUCGACUAACUAUGUGACUGCAGAACUAGAGGAACCCACCACUUCUACCACUGCUGCUCCUGAAACCACAGCCUAA